AUGAAAUGGAAUGCUGGUGAAGCAUUUACUUGGGGUUGGAAGGAAUGCAUUCCAUCAAAGGAUCCUGUUAGGAAGCAGCAGAGUGGCUCGAGUGAGCAAGUGAGUCCAUCAUCACAAGGUUCAAAUGCAGCCAGUGGUAUGACACUGCAGAAUGAGAAUCGGAAGGGAGGGGAGGAAUUGGUAAAGCGGAGGCGGGUUUCAACUGCCAAAGAUGAAGCCGAAGGCCUUUCACUUGGAGAGGACUUCUUUGCUAUCACACCUUCACUUGUGAGUGUUGGCCUUGGAGUGAGGAUCACCAGUGUUGCUACUGGUGGUAGGCAUACUCUGGCCUUGUCAGAUAUAGGACAGAUUUGGGGUUGGGGAUAUGGAGGCGAAGGGCAAUUAGGAUUGGGUUCCCGUAUUAAAAUGGUCUCGUCUCCUCAUCUAGUACCUUGCUUUGAAUCCCCUGGAUCUGGAAAAGAAAGAUCUUUCACAUUGCAUCAAGGAAUAACAACCACGUCUACUCAAGUUUCAAGAGAACCUGGUCGGCAAAUAAAGGCUAUUUCUUGUGGAGGUCGUCAUAGCGCUGCAAUUACAGAUACUGGAGGGUUAAUAACUUUUGGCUGGGGACUCUAUGGACAGUGUGGCCAUGGAAACACAAAUGAUCAGUUAAGGCCCAUGGCUGUGUCAUCAGUGCAGAGUGUUCGGAUGGAAAGUGUAGCAGCUGGAUUGUGGCACACUAUUUGCAUCUCUAGUGAUGGUAAAGUGUAUGCCUUUGGUGGAAACCAAUUUGGUCAACUGGGAACUGGCACUGAUCACGCUGAGAUGAUACCGAGGUUGCUGGAUGGCCAGAAUUUGGAGGGCAAACACGCAAAAGCAAUUAGUUGCGGCGCGCGGCAUAGUGCGGUUUUGGCAGGUAUGGUUUUUAAAUGUUAAUGGCAGAAAGGGACCUCUCUGAACCGAA
This is a messenger RNA of Camelina sativa (false flax), 943 nucleotides long. Lineage: Eukaryota; Viridiplantae; Streptophyta; Magnoliopsida; Brassicales; Brassicaceae. The record is from RefSeq and is a predicted model, not a curated record.